AUGAAAAGAAGUGCGUUUUGUCUGACAUUUGUUUUGCUGGCAGUUGGCCUAGUGGCCAACUGCGUUAAGAUUGAACUAGAAAACCUGCCUGAACGAUGCGACUUUCGCAAGUGUACAGCGCCUGAUCCAAAGAGGCUGAACGUGCAUCUAAUUCCUCAUUCUCAUGACGACGUCGGAUGGCUGAAGUCAGUCGAUCAGUACUUCUACGGCUCCCGAUCAAACAUCCAGAAAGCAGGCGUCCAGUACACUAUUGACUCGGUCAUCGAGGAGCUGAUUCGCGACAAGGACCGCCGCUUCAUUCAAGUGGAGACGGCCUUCUUUUGGAUGUGGUGGCAGGAGCAGGGCGAGGAACAACGGUCAAUCGUCCGAGAGCUGGUCAAGUCGGGUCAACUGGAGUUCAUCGGCGGCGGCUGGUCGAUGAACGACGAGGCCACCACAACUUACCUGUCCACCAUCGACCAGAUGACCUGGGGCCACCGACGACUGGUGGACACCUUUGGUCGGUGUGCCGUGCCAAAGGUCGCCUGGCAGCUGGACCCUUUCGGCCACUCAAAGGAGAUGGCCGCUCUCUUUGCCGGCAUGGGCUUCGAUGCGCUCUUCUUUGCCCGCCAGGACUACCAGGACAUUGCCCAGCGGGUGAAGACCAACACUCUGGAGCACAUGUGGCAGGCGAGCGAGGAGCUCGGUACUAGAGGCGACCUGCUGACGGGCAUGAUGAAGGAUCACUACGGCCCGCUGCCCGGUCUCCGCUGGGACCUGGUGGACAACGACGACGACCCGAUCGUCGACAACACCGACUCGGAGGAGUACAAUCUGGUGCGCUUUCUGGAAACUUUUGAAAAGAACGCCAACGCCUACGCCGUCGGCUACCCAACGCGGAACAUCCUCAUUCCGAUGGGAGAGGACUUUCAGUACAUGGCCGCCCAUCCCUUCUACAAGAACAUGGACAAGCUAAUUCACUGGAUGGCUCACUCCACUAAGUUCAAGGUCUUCUACUCGACGCCGAGCUGCUACGCAAAGGCCCUCUCCGAUGCGGCCAAUGUCACCUUCGCCUCAAAAACUGACGACUUCUUUCCCUACGCCAGCGACCCGCACAGCUACUGGACGGGCUACUUUACCUCACGAGCAGCCUUGAAGUUGCAGGAGCGGGUCGGUGCAAGCAUUCUGCAAACGGGAAAAAUCGUCGAGGUCCUCUCCAAGCCGCCGCACACCUUCAAGCGGCAGCUGAUUGCCCUCAAGGAGGAGAUGGGCAUCAUGCAGCACCACGACGCUGUGGCCGGCACUGAGAAACAGCACGUCUCCGAUGACUACUCAAAACGACUGACCAAGGCCGUUUCCGGCGUUCAGCAGGGCAUCGCCCAGGCACUCCGCGUUCUCUACAAUGGCACCGCCGUCGGUGGCACCUUCUGUCCGCAGCUGAACGCCAGCAGCUGUCCAAUUACCGAAACGGCGGCCAACUUUACCGUGACGCUGAUCAACCCGCUGGCGAUGGAGCUGGCCAACCAGACGGUGCGCUUUCCGGUGAAGGAGGGCGUCCGGUACACGGUCACCGAUCUGGCGACGCCUUCAGCCAAGAUUCCCUUUGCAGUGGUGGACAUUCCGGAGCCGGUGCAGAAGUUGGCGGAGAGGAAAGGAGGAAAAUCCAAGGUCGAACUGGUAGUCCGGCUUCCCUUGAUUCCACCGCUAAGCCUGGUAAACCUUGCCGUCCAGGAGGUGGUGGGAAAGCAGGAGGUAUCGCAAAAAAAGACCUCCGCCGCAAACGCCGUCCUCAAGGGCCGACACAUGUCGGUGCACUUUGACGACAAGGGGGCGAUUUCUAAGGUGACGCUGGCCGAUGGAACAACCUCGGUCAGCUUCAAAAAUGAGUUCCACUUCUACAAGGGCAUUGAGGAUCGGGCACGCAACUCGGGCGCUUACAUCUUCCGCCCUGCAGAGCAGAAGCCAACGCCGGCGGCCCACGUCGUCGAGGCGACGCUGCACGGCACCGCGGAGUUCACCGAAGUCCACCAGACCUUCUCCGUGGACUGGAUCAGCCAGGUGGUUCGACUGGUGCCCAGUGUUGACGGCACCGAGGACGUGCUGGAGUUUGAGUGGAUCGUCGGGCCGAUCCCGGUGGCGGUGGACCACAUCGGCAAGGAGCUGGUCACCCGGUACGUCACCGACCUGAACUCGGGCAACCGCUUCAAGACGGACGCCAACGCGCGACAGCUGCUCACCCGUCAGGUAGACUUCCGACCGAGCUGGAAACUCGAGGUCACCGAACCGGUGUCGGGCAACUACUACCCGGUCAACUCGAUGAUCGUCCUGGAGGACGCCCAGAAGAAGCUCUCCAUGGCUGUCCUGGUAGAUCGCUCUCAGGGCGGCACCAGCAUGGCGCCGGGCGUCGCCGAGCUGAUGCUCCACCGACGCCUGCUCCACGACGACGGCAAGGGCGUCGGUGAGCCGCUCAGCGAGCCGGGCGUCGACGGCCGCGGCCUGGUCGUUCGAGGUCGUCACCAGGUGGUGAUCGCCCCCACCG
This is a messenger RNA of Rhagoletis zephyria (snowberry fruit fly), 2518 nucleotides long. Lineage: Eukaryota; Metazoa; Arthropoda; Insecta; Diptera; Tephritidae. The record is from RefSeq and is a predicted model, not a curated record.